CAUCUGGAAUAACGCUGGGAAAAUCCACAAAAUUCAUUAUCGGGUUGAAGGAGGCGAGCAGCGUUCAGAUCAAAUAAUCCCCGUCGGGCGAGCGUUUCCAUCGGAGAGGUUUUCUGUACUUUGCAGCAGCCAGAUCAGUUUUAUUGGGGUUUUUUUUUAAAUUCCAGCAGAGAGUCACCUCGCCCAGGCUGCAGUAUAUAUACAGGAACCAUGGGAAAGCAGAACAGCAAGCUGACUCCCGAGGUGAUGGAGGAUCUGGUGAAGAACACAGAGUUUAACGAACACGAGCUGAAGCAGUGGUACAAAGGCUUCCUGAAGGACUGCCCUAGUGGCAGGCUGAAUCUGGAAGAGUUCCAGCAACUGUAUGUCAAGUUCUUCCCUUAUGGUGAUGCAUCCAAAUUUGCACAGCACGCAUUCAGAACCUUUGACAAAAAUGGAGACGGGACCAUUGAUUUCCGAGAGUUCAUCUGUGCUCUGUCCAUCACGUCCCGUGGCAGCUUUGAGCAGAAACUCAACUGGGCCUUCAAUAUGUAUGACCUUGAUGGUGACGGCAAAAUCACCAGAGUGGAGAUGCUGGAGAUAAUCGAGGCUAUCUACAAAAUGGUGGGCACCGUAAUCAUGAUGAAGAUGAACGAGGACGGUCUGACACCACAGCAGAGGGUAGACAAGAUUUUCAGCAAAAUGGAUAAGAAUAACGAUGACCAGAUCACGUUGGAAGAGUUUAAAGAGGCGGCGAAGAGCGACCCGUCCAUUGUGCUCCUCUUGCAGUGUGACAUGCAGAAGUGAGCCCCACCUGCUCGUCCCCCGUCUGUCUCCGUUCACACUGGACAGCAGCACACAUUUUAAUGUCUCAUUAGGUUCUCUGCCAUUUCCACAGGAAAAAAAAAAACCCAAACAAAAAAUUAAUGCUUGGACUAUUUUUCAAUGGACUCGCUUCUUGUGGUUGUAUGCAUGAGAAUGUCAAAUGCUGAAUUAUUUUGAAUAGUUAUAAGGUAUCAUACAUUUCGAUUACAAAAUAUGCCGGUGAUUUGUGCACAGUAAGCCCAUACAUCCCCACGCAACUUUAGCUUGUAUAUUAGUGAAUCACUGCAUUAAAUUACAUUCCUGCAAUAUUUAGGAUCCCCAGUGUUCACUGCUGAAACUACUGUACGCUUUACAUCAUAGUAACAAAACAACAAUUCCUAUGAUAGUUGUAACUGUCUCUGCUAUCCAGACUUGUUGGGCUCUUGGAAAAUAGAGAGGCUCCUGUGUGUUCCAGAUGUUUUCACAUGAUGGAACUAAGAGUAGGUUCUUUGCAUGCAUAUAUUAUGUGUCAAAAAUAUAAUCUCUUACCUUUUGCAUCUUUAGGUGGUUAUAAAAAA
Molecule: messenger RNA, 1361 nt
Organism: Thalassophryne amazonica
Lineage: Eukaryota; Metazoa; Chordata; Actinopteri; Batrachoidiformes; Batrachoididae
Gene: vsnl1b
Product: visinin-like 1b
Exons: 4
Coding region: 211-786 (191 amino acids)
Molecular function (GO): calcium ion binding
Source: RefSeq, a predicted model, not a curated record